AGGGCUGGAUGGGAGAGACAGACAGAGGGAGGGAUACAGACAACCGAUAUAGAAAAACACUGAGAGCAACGGAGGUAAAGCAAGCCUACAGAAGAGGAAAGAUAUAACGUCUGGACAUCAAUGCUCUCUCCACUGACUGGGGAAUAAUAACAGCAGGAAGUGACUAUAGGAUGGAGAACGGGGGAAACAGAGAGAAGAUGGAUGUACAAACGGAGAACAUGGACCCCCCGCCUUGUGAAUCCCAGGCGAGUGGAAAAAUCAGAAAAGGAUUCAAGCUGUUUGGUAAACGCAAGCCAGGGAACAUCUUUUCUAUUCGAAGCAAAGGGGAUGGAAACAACAAGUCACCUGUUAACACGAGCAAAACCAUAGAUGGAGUAUCGGAGAACGCUGCACCAGAUUCAGAGCAGGAGCUGGACAAGGAAAGGGGACAGGAGCUGAGUCAAGGAGAGAGGGAGCCGUCAGAGGUGGAGCAGCUUGGAGAAUAUGGCGUUAUGGCUGCUGCUCCAUUUCGCGCCUCCAUUUCUUCAACCAGUUCAGCCAAGUCCCUCAGCUUCCUGUCGUUGCUGAGGGGCGGCCGGAGAGGAGUAGGGGACCGUCGAGUCCAAACUGUGUCCCAGCCUGUGGGCAGGCAACGGCGAGGGCUGAAGGGUCUCUUUAACAAUGUUACGUUCAGGUCAAAAGAUAAAGAGGAGAAGGAGGAAGCACCUCCGAGCCCACUUCUCAUGUUGUCCCGCGCCAACAGUGUGGAAAUCAUCAAAGAGGAUAUGACCCUCACCCCACAAUGCCAGCCGCGCUUUCUGAAGAGCCGAAAGACUGAGAGCUGGGAGGCGAGCAGUUUAACAACACAGGACAGUGCAGACACGUCCCCAUCAGAGACCACAGCUCCUCAGGCGACAGCGGGAAAUGUGAGUAGAACUAACGAGCAUGUGCCAACUUUACCCACUUCUGACCCACCCUUGGUACCCGGUGAUAACAGCCUCAGCUGCCUGCUUGCAGACAUCUCCUCUCUCCUGACCUUUGACUCAAUAUCAGGGGGUGGAGACAUGAUGGCUGAUGUGGAGGCAGAGUGGGGAAGAGCCAGCAGUCCCAUCACUGCCGCUUGGACCGAAGUCACGCCAUCGUCCACAUCUAUCUUCUCCAAACCCACCAUGUCACGACCACUGACCUCCGUUAGCACUGCUGCUACGGCAAAACCCUCUCCCGUAGCCGUCCCCACAACAGCCUCCGCCCAAUCCUACACCCAAUCCUACACCCCUGGGACAAAGACAGCUACAAGAGCUACGACCUCUUCUCCCGUUUCCAGGCCGAGCUCAAUCAUCACGACGUUGACCAAAGCUUCCACUUUGACAACUAACUCAGUCACAUUAAACUCGGACUCUACUCCAGCCUCUGCCACUUAUGCUAGCAUUAAAAUUACAUCAACUCCAAUCGCAACUAAAUCCUCAACUCCCCCUGUAACAUUGACAAGCUUUUCGGCUCCUAAAAUAUCUCAACCUUCAGCGGCAAUUAAAUCCACACUGAGCACCACCUCUAAUUCUACAACAGCUCCCCCGAACACCCCGGCUGCCGUAGCCAAGGCUCCCCCAAUCGGUCCAAAUCUUACUUUCAAGGCGAGCAAAUUCGCAUCUAUUACACCUCCUCCUCAAACUAUUGCUUCAGUAAGUACACCUUUGACUGUAGCUACUCCAACCCCUGCAUCAGCUAAAGCUCCCCCAGUAACCCAUAGCCCUCCCACCCCUGUUGUUUUUACCCAACCUCCACCUGCUAAAUUUGAUACAGUUAGUAGUUUGAACCUGAAAACUUCCACUUCCUACAAACCUUCCCUCAGUUCAGCUGCAGGAGAACCUAAAGCCCCAGUGAUAAUCUCACCAGUUUGUGCUGUUACUCCCAAACCCGAACUGGUUAUGCCCCCCAAGGUGACAACGGUUCCCACAUCAACUACGACCCCCGGCUUGGUAUCUGCACCCAUUUCCAAGCCUACUCUCAACUGUAGCCCACUGGAUUUAAAUAAGGCCCCUCCUUCCCUUGCAAAAGUUCCAGAUAUCCUUCCUUCCUCUAACCUGACUGCUGUUACUAAAACCCAAGCCAGCCCUGUGUCUGUCCCAACUCCAUCAUCAACUUCUUUAGAUAAGAUUCCUCCCCUGACUAAACCCCCUUAUGCACCAGUCUCUUUAGAUAAGAUGGCCCCUGCUCCAACUCCAACCCCAACCCCUGCUCCUCAUGCUGUUUUUACAGCCUCUCCAGCACCUCCUCCUCCAGUUCAGAUCGCAGUCCCUCAACCUAAAGCCCCACCUGCUCCUGCUCAAAUCCCAAUUUCCGCACCUAAAGAUUCACCUACUCCUACUGCAAUGCAAGUUUCUCAAUCUAAAUACCCUCCUGCUCCUGCUGAAACCCCAGUUUCUGUAUCAAAACCCCCUCCUGCCCCUGCUCGGAUCCCAGUUGAUGUAUCUACUGAACGUUCUGCCCCUGUACAAACCCCAGUUUCAGUAUCAAAACCCCCUCCUGCCCCUGCUCGGAUCCCAGUUGAUGUAUCUACUGAACGUUCUGCCCCUGUACAAACCCCAGUUUCAGUAUCAAAACCCCCUCCUGCCCCUGCUCGGAUCCCAGUUGAUGUAUCUACUGAACGUUCUGCCCCUGUACAAACCCCAGUUUCAGUAUCAAAACCCCCUCCUGCCCCUGCUCGGAUCCCAGUUGAUGUAUCUACUGAACGUUCUGCCCCUGUACAAACCCCAGUUUCAGUAUCAAAACCCCCUCCUGCCCCUGCUCGGAUCCCAGUUGAUCUAUCUGCUGAACGUUCUGCCCCUGUACAAACCCCAGUUUCAGUAUCAAAACCCCCUCCUGCCCCUGCUCGGAUCCCAGUUGAUGUAUCUACUGAACGUUCUGCCCCUGUACAAACCCCAGUUUCUGUAUCUAAACCCCCUCCUGCCCCUGCUCGGAUCCCAGUUGAUCUACCUGCUGAACGUUCUGCCCCUGUACAAAUCCCAGUUUCUGUAUCUAAACCCCCUCCUGCCCCUGCUCAGACCCGAGUUGAUGUAUCUACUGAACCUUCUGCCCCUGUACAAAUCCCAGUUUCUGUAUUAAAACCCCAUUCUGCUCAGAUCCCAGUUUCUCAACCCAAACCCCCUCCUGCACCAACCCUUGCCCAUAGCCCUGUCACUUCUCCUUCUUCGACCCCUGGUGAGGCCCCAGCUUCUGCUAAGAUGCUAGCAAGUGGACGGGCAUCAGUCGAUGGUGGACUGACUAGUCCAAGUAGCACAGGUCCUCAGACCAUGCUGUCAAAAACAGAAGAACUCCAGGGCCAGCCCAGGGAAAGGAGGAUACCUCAACCAAAGGCAUCAGGAUUGAGUAAAAUCCCUGUUGUUGGAGGGGGCAGAGCAGGCAGGAUACCUGUCCGGGACAGUCAACACGAUGAUGAGGAAGCAAGUAGGGACCCACCUACUCCUGUUCUCGAAAAAGAGAGGCCUCAUUUCAACUCACAUGAUGCCGGGAUCAAAGAUAAGAUCUGUAAUGUUGAGGCUAAUGUGCCCACCUCAAAAAACACACAGGAGGAGAGUCAACAGCUUCCCCAACCGAAGGUCCUCACCAGUUUACCGCGUGACUCAAAGAUCCCUGUGAAACAUGGCGCUCCGCCUCACGCUGCCUCACAAAUCCCUCAGGCGAAAGAACCCUAUCGUACCAAGAUACCCGUGUCCAAGGUUCCUGUCCGCAGGGCCGGUAAUAAACCUGCAGCUGCAUGUGGAAGCACCCAGAUAAGAAAAUAAAACAAUGGACUGCAUCAAUCAACGAUACAGAUUAUGGCUUUGACUGCGACUUUUCUCCUCUAUAUAACUACACAACCUGACUUUUUUUCAGUUUUCUAGACAGUGAUUCUUGGCUUCACUGCGAUAGUACCAGAGUCAAGAGGCUGACAGCACUCAAGCACAAAAUAUCUCCACAAGGAGCCGAAGCAACAAUCCUGGCUCUUUGGUGCUGAGCCAACUGGACACGCUCUCAGGAAAGGUUCAGGGUCACACCUGGACACACAGCAGCAUCGUUGACUAAGGAUAAGCAAGAUGAAAAGGACUUCUGGGAACAUAGACAAACACAUACACAACAUGGGCGAGUGCCUUUUUAUAAGGGUGCUUUUCCGACUCAGAAUUAAUAUUUUCUACAAUGCUUUUAACUUUUGUUACUCCCACCUUUUGUAGAAACCGUCAACUCUUUGUCUUUCUUUCCAGCAAAUCUCUUUGAUAAUAACCAGUCCCUUUAUUUAUGUCAGAAGAAGAACAGCAAGAGCUCUAUAAAGUAAUGCAACGACCAAAUUUACAUUCCACACCAAUCUCUGGAUGUAUGUAGCAUAAAAACGUGCCAUUAAUCUUUGCACAUGAUGUUGAAAUGUACAUCGCCUGUGUCGACUGCUCAUAUGUAACAUGAUCAGAUCUCACUGUGAACUAUGGGACGGACUGGUUUUGAGGGAGAAUUGGAACUAACCUUCCUCCCAGUGAAGUGGACAGUGGACAGCAGCUAUUAUGAAUGGCACUGUGGACAUUUGAGUGAAACAGAGAGGAUGCUGAGAUGAGAUCUCACUGGCACUGCUCCUUAUCCCACUUAUACUCGGAUGAGAUCAAUAUCUCUGUCUAUAGUCUCAUCUAUGUUGUUCUGUUUCCUAUUUAAUCAAUAAAACAAUAUGAAUAUACUUCGCAAGAUGA
Molecule: messenger RNA, 4688 nt
Organism: Gymnodraco acuticeps
Lineage: Eukaryota; Metazoa; Chordata; Actinopteri; Perciformes; Bathydraconidae
Product: calphotin
Exons: 1
Coding region: 171-3761 (1196 amino acids)
Biological process (GO): regulation of canonical Wnt signaling pathway
Cellular component (GO): plasma membrane
Molecular function (GO): beta-catenin binding; phosphatidylinositol-4,5-bisphosphate binding
Source: RefSeq, a predicted model, not a curated record